AUGUCAUCAUUGACUAAACUUUUGGUACAGAACAAUAACCUUUUCAAAUCGGCAGUGUUAAAUGUGCAGAAUAAUUAUUUGAAUGAACAGUGUAUCAUUGUUGAUGAGAAUGAUAAACCUUUGCGUUCUGAAUCCAAGCGGUUCUGCCACUCAGCCAAAACAUUAACUCUGCAUCGUGCGUUUAGCGUUUUUCUGUUUACAACAAACCAUGAAAUGAUCCUGCAGAAACGAGCUGCUCAGAAACUGACAUUUCCAUCCGUAUGGACAAAUGCAUGUUGCAGUCAUCCGAUAUGGAACGAAGAUGAAAUGUGCACUAAAAAUAAUGUUGGAAUCCGACGAGCUGCCAGAAGAAAAUUAUAUCAUGAGUUAGGCAUUCAAUCUGUUGAUAUUGAUCAAAUGAAGAUCAUGGGCCGCUUUUUGUAUAAAGCAAUGCAUGACGACAAUUGGGGCGAACAUGAGCUUGACUAUGUUAUUAUUUUGCGCGAUUGUGAUGUAAGACAGAUUAGGCCAAAUCCGGAAGAAGUUGAAGCAGUAGCUGUUGUUUCAUCAAUGGGCGAGUUGACUGAAAUCUUGAAAAAUUGUGAAGUCUCAUUUUCUCCAUGGUUUAAUUUGUUCGUUCGAAGGAAUUUUUUGCAAAACUGGUGGCAUGACUUGGAUCGUUUGGAUGAGUUGAGAAAUUCUAGAACGAUAUAUCGGCUAAACUGA
Messenger RNA from Loa loa (African eye worm), 705 nucleotides. Its product is annotated as isopentenyl-diphosphate delta-isomerase. The record is from RefSeq and is a predicted model, not a curated record. The transcript is spliced from 5 exons. Gene Ontology annotation, biological process: isopentenyl diphosphate biosynthetic process; isoprenoid biosynthetic process. Gene Ontology annotation, cellular component: cytoplasm. Bases 1 to 705 code for a protein of 234 amino acids. NCBI's taxonomy places the organism in Eukaryota, Metazoa, Nematoda, Chromadorea, Rhabditida, Onchocercidae. Gene Ontology annotation, molecular function: isopentenyl-diphosphate delta-isomerase activity.